UCAUCUUAAUUGUGUGCAAACACCGCUCUGCAUUAACUAACCCUAUAAAAACUCUGCCCCUUUCAGAAAUCAUGAAACUGCAUUGAAUAAUCCGCCAUUUUCAUCUUCAAUCUGAGAGCUAAAGCACAAUUCUAUCCUGAAAGCAGAAUCAAAUUUCUGAAAAUGCUUACAGCAGGAGCAACAUUGUCGAAACCAAUUUGUUUUUCAUCACUGAUGCCUGCUAAAACCUGCAACUCAAAACCCAGUUGUUUUUUGUCGGUAAAAAUUUUGAACCCACUUGUGUUUUCCUGCAAGAGUCGAUCUUGCUCGCAAUUUUCAACAAUUCCUCCUAAAAUGGCACGAACUUACUUCUCUGUAAAUGCUUCUUCUUCAGUUGGAAGUGCAGAGUGCACUGAGGAACCUGUAACCAAGGUAAAAUUUCAGACAUCAUUGAGUUUGCCAGGUUUCUCAUGUCCAUUGUCUUUGCUUGGAACAGGAUACAGGGAGAAGGUUUUUGCUAUUAUUGGAGUUAAGGUCUAUGCUGUAGGACUAUAUAUCAAUCAAUCUAUCUUAGAUAAAUUGACAGCAUGGAAAGGACGACCAGCAGCUCAGAUUCUGGAGGAUUCCUCUUUGUUUGACUCAGUUUUUCAGGUUCCUUCGGAGAAAUCAUUACAGAUUGUUCUGGUCAGAGAUAUUGAUGGAAAAACUUUCUGGGAUGCUCUGGAUGAAGCCAUCUCCCCAAGAAUCAAAGCACCUACUGGAGUUGAUAAAACUGCACUGUCCACAUUUCGUAGCAUCUUCCAAGCACGGCCUCUUAAGAAAGGAACUUUCAUCUUUUUAACAUGGCUGAACCCGUCCGAGACGCAUGUUUGCAUCUCAUCAGAUGGAUUGCCUUCUGCUGUGGAUGCUACAAUUCAGUCUGAAAAUGUCACUUCUGCACUUUAUGAUGUCUUUUUUGGAGGUGCUUCAGUUAGCCCUUCACUAAAAGCCUCAGUUGCCACUGGGCUGGCCAAAACCCUCAAGUGAAGUCAGUUUCUCCAAAUUUUUGUACCUAUUUAUUUAAAUGUUCAGUAAAUGAUGUGGGUGGUUCUACAUGUACUCUCUUGAUACUGAUCUGGUGUAAAUUUUGUUCUUUUUGCAAUGAGCUACUACUUUGAAGGUGGUUAGAUAAUUCCAAAAAGAAACCAUGUUUCUCAACCAA
Mangifera indica (mango) is the source of this 1180-nucleotide messenger RNA. RefSeq names its product fatty-acid-binding protein 3, chloroplastic. Lineage: Eukaryota; Viridiplantae; Streptophyta; Magnoliopsida; Sapindales; Anacardiaceae. Gene Ontology annotation, biological process: fatty acid metabolic process. The transcript is spliced from 5 exons. Gene Ontology annotation, cellular component: chloroplast stroma. The record is from RefSeq and is a predicted model, not a curated record. The coding region runs from base 163 to 1005 and encodes 280 amino acids. Gene Ontology annotation, molecular function: intramolecular lyase activity; fatty acid binding.